UUUCGCAACAAUGCCAACAAACAAAUCCAUCGCCAAUAUUAUUGCUAGAUAUUUUGAACUGCCAAGCAUUUUCUGGUCCUUGGAUAGUUUCUUUUCUUCCAUGAUCUGUAAUGGAAGUGAUAUUACAAAGGACCAAAUCUAUGAGUCCUUUUACGAGGAACUGAAGACAGUUCUAAACGAUCCAGAGUCACCAGAAGCCUACAAUAAGGCCAGAGAACUUUUAAGUACCAAGAAGCUCGAUAUUAGAAAGGUUGAUAAAAUGUUGAAAGUUAAAAAUGUGCUGGAAGAGGUGACAAAUUGUGUACCAGCAAUGAAAAGAAGGCAAGAAGCUAACAUCACCUCUCCAGCCACGUCAAAGAAGAAAAAAGCUGAAGAUACAG
Racocetra persica is the source of this 380-nucleotide messenger RNA. NCBI's taxonomy places the organism in Eukaryota, Fungi, Glomeromycota, Glomeromycetes, Diversisporales, Gigasporaceae. The record is from the annotation of a GenBank genome assembly.